AUGAAGCAGUUAUUUGGUAUUUUAAUAACACUUAUUUUUAUAAUAAAUAAUGCUGAAAAUAUUGUUUUAAAUUUAAAAAUUAAUGAAAAUAAUUUAAUCUCAUCUAGAAAACGCCGAGCAGCUCUCGAACAUAAUACGGGAAAAUUUAAAAAAUUUCCAAUAAAAUAUAAAAUUAACACAAAUGUCAAUGUAUCAUUAGUUGAAAGAGCAAUAAAAAGUUUUGAGAAAGAAUCUUGUUUAAGAUUUCAAAGAGUUGAAACAUUAAAUGAAACAGGAUUAGAUUUUAUAUUUUCUAAAAAAUUAUUUUAUGCUGAGUCAUUAGGUGCAAUCUCAGAAAUUAUACCUUUGAAAAUAGGAGUUCCAAAAAAACCUGCUAGAUUAGGAUUUCUUAUUCAUGAAAUGUUACAUGCAUUGGGAUUGUUACAUGAACAUCAAAGAGUUGAUCGAGAUGAAUAUGUUACAAUAAAUUUUGAUAAUGUUGAUGAAAAAUACCAUGGUAAUUUUAUAAAAGAUUAUAUAUUUGGUAAUGAAACAUAUGGAAUAAAAUAUGAUUAUGGUUCUAUUCUUCAUUAUGAAAGAGAAGCAGGUCAUAUAAAAGGAAAAAAAAAUAAAACAACAAUAAAAGCUAAAAACCCACACUACCAUAAAUCAAUGGGUCAAGGUAUUUAUUUUAGUUUUUUAGAUACAAAACUUUUAAAUAAACGUUAUUGUAAAGAUAAAUGUAAAAAUGAAGAAAAAAUAACAUGUUAUCAUGGUGGAUAUCCAAAUCCAAAUAAUUGUAAAAUUUGUAAAUGUCCAACUUUUUAUGAACCACCAUUUUGUAAAUAUGUGAAAGCAUCUCCUGAAAAAUGUGGAAAAAAAAUUAAUCUUGCAUCAAAAAAUUAUCAGACAUUAAAAAUGAGAGGUAUAAUUAAUUGUUAUUAUAUUUUAAGAGCAGAAGAAAAUCAAAGAGUUAGAAUAAUUAUUAAAAAAGCAAAAUCAUUGUCAACUCCAAUUUGUCGACCAGGAUCAGGUUUAAAUAUAAAAUUUCUUAAGAAUAAAGCUUUAUCUCCUGCUUGUUUUUGUAGUUAUAUCCAAAAUUAUCAGAUUACUUCACAAGGAAGAGAAGUUAUAAUACGUUACGCAGGAAGAUCAGCUAGAGAUUUCUUUGUACUUCAAUAUAAAAGUAUUUAA
Molecule: messenger RNA, 1173 nt
Organism: Strongyloides ratti
Lineage: Eukaryota; Metazoa; Nematoda; Chromadorea; Rhabditida; Strongyloididae
Product: Astacin-like metalloendopeptidase
Exons: 2
Coding region: 1-1173 (390 amino acids)
Biological process (GO): proteolysis
Molecular function (GO): zinc ion binding; metalloendopeptidase activity
Source: RefSeq, a predicted model, not a curated record